CAAGCAGAACAACGAAGAAAGAUAAAUACUGCCUUUCAGUCCACCUCUUUUACUGUCGCAGCAUUCCUUUCGCGAGAACUCCGACGCUCUUCUCACAUUCAAUCGCCUUCACCCUUGCCUAGCCCCAGUUUCUUCAGGCGCUACAAUGUCUCCCAACAAGAUCACCACCUGCCUCUGGUUCGACAGCCAGGCCGAAGAAGCCGCGAAGAACUACGUGUCCGUCUUCCCCAACUCCGAAAUCACCAACAUCUCGCACUACACGUCCGUCGGCCAAGAGCACCACAAGAAAGAGCCCGGAUCCGUCAUGAUCGUCUCCUUCACGCUCAACGGGCAUCCGUUCGUCGCACUCAACGGCGGCCCACUGUACUUCCACACCGCCGCUACCUCGUUCAUGAUCCACUGCGCCGACCAGGCUGAAGUCGAUCAUUACUGGAACAAGUUGGGUGAGGGAGGUGAUGAGCAGAAGCAGGCCUGCGGUUGGUUGGCGGACAAGUGGGGCGUCUCGUGGCAGAUUAUCCCGGAUCAGUUCAUGGAGUAUAUGAAGGAUAAGGAUGGCGAAAAGGUGAAGAGGGUCUUGGCUGCUAUGAUGAACAUGACGAAGAUGGAUAUUGAGGGGUUGAAGAAGGCGUAUGAGGGGGAGGAGUGAGCAGUUGUCGUUGGCGCUCGGGCUCGGGCUCGGUUCUAAGGGCUUAGCAAGUGAGGGCGUUGGAGGAUUUGGCCUGGCUUUUCCUUGUGGGAUUGCUGCACUGUCGCUGUACAUGAGGGUUUUCAAAUUGGAAUGUGUUUGAUACCAAAAGUUCCCAGAAUAUCAUACCAGAGGUCCUUCGAUAUGAAUUCCAGUUCUGUACCGG
This is a messenger RNA of Trematosphaeria pertusa, 851 nucleotides long. RefSeq names its product putative 3-demethylubiquinone-9 3-methyltransferase. The record is from RefSeq and is a predicted model, not a curated record. Bases 146 to 646 code for a protein of 166 amino acids. NCBI's taxonomy places the organism in Eukaryota, Fungi, Ascomycota, Dothideomycetes, Pleosporales, Trematosphaeriaceae. The transcript has 2 exons.